AAGCCGACACCACCGCUGCAAGAGAGUAGUGCUAGAAAAAACACCACCGACAAAGAGAGCGAGAGAGCGAGCUAGGGCUCGACACAGAGAGAGAAAGAAGAAGAAGAAGAUGAGCAUCUGGAACUAUGUGGUUACGGCUCACAAGCCCACCAACGUGAACCACUCCUGCGUCGGCAAUUUCACCAGCCCUCAAGAGCUCAACCUAAUCAUAGCGAAAUGCACCCGAAUCGAAAUUCAUUUACUUACUCCUCAGGGCUUGCAGCCUAUGUUGGACGUGCCAAUAUAUGGGAGAAUUGCAACACUUGAACUUUUUCGCCCUCACGGUGAGGCACAAGAUUUUCUAUUCAUUGCAACAGAAAGAUACAAAUUCUGUGUGCUUCAAUGGGAUGCUGAGACAUCUGAGCUUAUCACAAGAGCAAUGGGGGAUGUUUCGGAUCGUAUUGGUCGUCCUACAGACAAUGGUCAGAUUGGCAUAAUUGAUCCAGAUUGCAGACUAAUUGGACUCCAUUUAUAUGAUGGAUUGUUCAAGGUCAUUCCUUUUGAUAAUAAAGGGCAGCUUAAAGAAGCAUUUAACAUUAGGCUUGAGGAACUUCAAGUUUUGGAUAUCAAGUUUCUGUAUGGUUGUUCAAAACCUACAAUUGUGGUUCUUUACCAGGAUAACAAAGAUGCUCGCCAUGUUAAAACGUAUGAGGUUGCUCUUAAGGAUAAAGAUUUUGUUGAGGGUCCCUGGUCCCAGAACAAUCUUGACAAUGGAGCUAAUUUGCUAAUACCAGUACCUCCACCUCUUUGUGGCGUCAUUAUUAUUGGAGAAGAAACAAUUGUCUACUGCAGUGCCAAUGCAUUUAAAGCAAUUCCAAUCAGACCGUCCAUCACAAGAGCCUAUGGAAGAGUUGAUGCUGAUGGUUCGAGGUAUUUACUUGGUGAUCAUACUGGACUACUUCACCUACUUGUUAUAACCCAUGAGAAAGAAAAGGUUACUGGACUCAAAAUUGAGCUCUUGGGCGAAACUUCCAUUGCAUCUACCAUUUCAUAUCUCGAUAAUGCAUUUGUAUAUAUUGGCUCAAGCUAUGGAGAUUCACAGCUUGUAAAGUUAAAUCUUCAGCCUGAUGCAAAAGGCUCAUAUGUGGAAGUACUGGAACGAUAUGUGAAUUUGGGGCCAAUUGUUGACUUUUGUGUUGUGGACCUUGAGAGGCAAGGCCAAGGUCAGGUUGUAACUUGUUCUGGAGCUUAUAAAGAUGGUUCUCUUCGCAUAGUUCGAAAUGGAAUAGGAAUUAAUGAACAGGCUUCAGUGGAACUUCAAGGUAUUAAGGGAAUGUGGUCACUAAGAUCUUCCACAGAUGAUCCAUUUGACACAUUCCUAGUUGUAAGUUUUAUCAGUGAGACACGAAUUUUGGCAAUGAAUAUUGAGGAUGAGUUGGAAGAAACUGAGAUAGAGGGCUUCUGCUCUCAAGUGCAGACCCUAUUUUGCCAUGAUGCUGUUUUCAACCAACUUGUACAAAUAACUUCAAGCUCUGUGAGACUGGUCAGUUCUACAUCUAGAGAGCUACGGAAUGAAUGGAAUGCUCAACCUGGUUAUUCAAUUAAUGUUGCCACUGCUAAUGCCACCCAGGUUUUAUUGGCAACUGGUGGUGGCCAUUUGGUUUAUUUAGAAAUUGGAGAUGGGGUAUUGACGGAAGUAAAACAUGCACAAUUGGAGUAUGAGAUCUCAUGCCUUGACAUAAACCCCAUUGGGGAGAAUCCCAACUAUAGUCAGCUAGCUGCUGUUGGUAUGUGGACAGAUAUUAGUGUGCGAAUAUUUUCGCUUACUGACCUGAAUCUUAUCACUAAGGAGCCUUUGGGGGGAGAAAUUAUACCUCGCUCUGUUCUUCUUUGUGUCUUUGAAGGGAUAUCUUACUUGUUAUGUGCCCUUGGAGAUGGACAUUUAUUAAAUUUUCUAUUGAACACAAGUACUGGUGAACUAGCAGAUAGGAAAAAGGUCUCUCUUGGGACCCAGCCUAUUACUCUUCGUACUUUCUCUUCCAAGAAUACUACACAUGUAUUUGCCGCAUCAGAUAGGCCAACUGUUAUCUACAGUAGCAACAAGAAGUUACUUUACAGCAAUGUUAAUUUGAAAGAAGUUAGCCAUAUGUGCCCUUUUAACUCUGCAGCUUUUCCAGACAGCCUUGCAAUCGCAAAAGAAGGUGAACUUACUAUUGGCACCAUUGAUGAUAUCCAGAAACUUCAUAUCCGCUCUAUACCGCUUGGGGAGCAUGCACGCCGUAUCUGUCAUCAGGAGCAAUCCAGGACCUUUGCUAUUUGCAGUCUUAAGUUAAACCAGUCCAGUACAGAAGAUUCUGAAACGCACUAUAUCCGUCUGCUGGAUGACCAGACCUUUGAGUUCAUAUCCACUUACCAACUUGACACCUUUGAAUAUGCUUGCUCCAUCCUUAGUUGUUCUUUCUCUGAUGAUAGUAAUGUGUACUACUGUGCUGGCACUGCAUAUGUAUUGCCAGAAGAGAAUGAGCCAACCAAGGGCCGAAUAUUGGUUUUCAUUGUUGAAGACGGGAAGCUACAGCUUAUUGCUGAGAAGGAAACCAAAGGAUCUGUUUACUCUCUGAAUGCUUUCAACGGCAAGCUGCUGGCUGGUAUCAAUCAAAAAAUCCAAUUGUACAAGUGGAUGCUCCGGGAUGAUGGUACUCAUGAGUUACAAUCUGAAUGUGGACAUCACGGACACAUACUUGCCCUCUAUGUGCAAACUCGUGGAGAUUUCAUUGUUGUUGGUGACCUGAUGAAAUCAAUCUCCUUGUUAAUCUACAAGCAUGAAGAAGGUGCCAUUGAGGAGCGAGCCCGUGACUAUAAUGCAAAUUGGAUGUCAGCUGUCGAGAUUCUUGACGAUGACAUUUACCUUGGUGCUGAAAAUAACUUCAAUCUUUUGACCGUUCGGAAGAACAGUGAAGGUGCCACUGAUGAGGAGCGGGGCCGUCUUGAGGUAGCUGGCGAGUAUCACCUUGGAGAAUUUGUCAAUCGAUUCCGACAUGGUUCCCUUGUUAUGCGCUUGCCAGAUUCUGAUGUGGGCCAGAUUCCAACUGUCAUUUUUGGUACUGUUAAUGGUGUAAUUGGAGUCAUUGCUUCACUUCCUCAUGAGCAUUAUCUCUUUUUAGAGAAGCUUCAGUCAAACCUGAGGAAGGUGAUAAAGGGUGUUGGAGGGUUGAGCCACGAGCAGUGGAGGUCAUUUAACAAUGAGAAGAAAGUAGUUGAUGCCAGAAAUUUCCUGGAUGGAGAUCUCAUCGAGUCAUUCCUUGAUCUCAACCGUAGUAAGAUGGACGAGGUUUCAAAAGCAAUGAAUGUUACAGUUGAGGAGCUUUGCAAGAGAGUUGAAGAAUUGAUGAGAUUGCAUUGAUAUUGUAACCUAGUUGAGGGGUUUUGUUUUUUCCCCUCACUUGUAACAUUUUGCAGAUUACAUCUUCUUUUGCUUUGGAAUAUUUGAGUACAUAAUGGUUUGUAAAAAAUAAUUUGUCCUGUAUGUGUAUUAUAUCCACGAUCAUUUUAAGCUA
Quercus robur (English oak) is the source of this 3533-nucleotide messenger RNA. Its product is annotated as DNA damage-binding protein 1. Lineage: Eukaryota; Viridiplantae; Streptophyta; Magnoliopsida; Fagales; Fagaceae. The record is from RefSeq and is a predicted model, not a curated record. Gene Ontology annotation, cellular component: nucleus. The coding region runs from base 110 to 3379 and encodes 1089 amino acids. Gene Ontology annotation, molecular function: nucleic acid binding; protein binding. The transcript has 19 exons.